Kwoniella shivajii is the source of this 213-nucleotide messenger RNA. RefSeq lists its product as uncharacterized. NCBI's taxonomy places the organism in Eukaryota, Fungi, Basidiomycota, Tremellomycetes, Tremellales, Cryptococcaceae. The coding region runs from base 1 to 213 and encodes 70 amino acids. The record is from RefSeq and is a predicted model, not a curated record. The transcript is spliced from 2 exons.
AUGGCUGGGGAAGACAAGAUGAGUGUGAGUGAGCUAGAGGCGUUGAUAGCGCAGGAGUAUGAUGAAUUAUCUGAUGAAGCACGAAACAAGACCUUUGGUGAUAUUGCCCUCGACCACUUCAUGGCUGAAGAAGGCCAACCGGACGAUGAGAAGGUCUUGAAUCUAAAGAAUACGCUCAAAAUGGUCAGAGAUGCUUGUCAUGACGGUCAUUAG